AAGCUGAAAGAUUUUACUUGCGUCAGCUCCGGCUACCGUGGUCAAUGUGCACAAUAUUUCAUUUGGUCCUCACCUCAGCCCUGUAGGCAUGCAGGCAGCAGGCCUUCAGUUACUGCAUCCCUUCGGAAUCGUUAAAUGAACAGUAUUCAAGCAGCCGCAGGAGUAUGUGUCCGGUGUCCCACUGACACCGAUAAGCAGCGACAACGUCGACACUCAACAUAUCCCAUCCCUUCCUUAUCCCAACGACCUGCACGCUGCAUUUUCAUCACUAGCAUCAGUGUAUUCAAACCUGCAGCUUACACUGAAGAGUGAAGACUGAACUCCACAGAUAUGUUGGCCGAGGGAAGGCAAGUCUACUUGCCGCCGCCGCCGCCGUCCAAGCUUCCUCGUCUCUCCGGCACCGAUCCAACCGACGGCGUGGUGACGAUGGCAGCGCCGUCGCCGCUGGUUCUUGGGCUGGGUCUCGGUCUGGGCGGCAGCGGCAGCGACAGCAGUGGGAGCGACGCGGAAGCGUCUGCGGCCACCGUGCGGGAGGCGCGGCCGCCGUCGGCGCUGACGUUCAUGCAGCGGCAGGAGCUGGAGCAGCAGGUGCUCAUCUACCGCUACUUCGCCGCCGGCGCGCCUGUGCCGGUUCACCUCGUGCUGCCCAUAUGGAAGAGCAUCGCCGCCGCCUCCUCGUUCGGCCCGCAAAGCUUUCCCUCCCUGACGGGCCUGGGGAGCCUGUGCUUCGACUACAGGAGCAGCAUGGAGCCGGAGCCGGGGCGGUGCCGGCGCACGGACGGCAAGAAGUGGCGGUGCUCGCGCGACGUGGUGCCGGGGCACAAGUAUUGCGAGCGGCACGUCCACCGUGGCCGCGGCCGUUCAAGAAAGCCUAUGGAAGCCUCUGCAGCAGUCGCUCCCACAUAUCUCCCGGUCCGGCCGGCACUCCACACCGUCGCCACCCUCGCCACCAGCGCGCCAUCGCUGUCGCACCUCGGUUUCUCCUCCGCCAGCAAAGUGCUCCUCGCCCACACCACCACCGGCACCACGCGCGCUACUUGAUCUCAUUGUUAUCUCCGAGGAUUAUGCCGGUGCACUGUCUGUAACCUUUUUCUCGUAAUCACGCCUCGGUUUGUUCCCAAUGCAUCGUCACGCAUUGCUAGUUUGACAGUUUGCUACCGCUGCCUCUGUGUGUGCCUGUGCGUGUGGCAGCCGAGGUGUUUUUGUUUGGUUGGGUGGUGGGAGGCGCGCCCCGGUGCGGUGGUGGGCGUGGCCCCCGGCUACCUAGUGCUGGUUCCUGCGUGUGCCUGUCGAACCUGUGGAGCGUGGUCGGAAGUACGGUACGCACUGUCCGGUCUCAUAUGCCGGGGCAGAGGGGUUCGGUCCAGUGUGGUGCAGGCGUGCGGAUUGGGAUCACAUGCAGUGGCUACUGCAACUUAUGCAGUCCUAAAGACACCAUUGAAUUAUAAAUUAACGUCCUAGAUCUUUCCUUGAUACUGUUCACAAAUAACAGUGAAAAGUUCCUUCCUGUAGCAGGUACUAUAGCAAUUACUGUUUAAAAUAACUGUAGCAUUUGUUUCAGCCGUUGAUUGCCUUGAUCUAAUGAUGAAAAAUGGUUCCAACUGCUAAACUUGCAAUCUCUUCUAUGACUGCACCGGAUCUGGAUUCCAGGCGUGCAGCGAGGAGUGGUUGGCCCUGCUCAAGAGACCGGUCGCCGCCUCGCCGGUGCCGUCUCCAGCAGCAGUUGUUGCGGCCGCGCUGACUCCGUAUGGGCCGCAGGUUGCAGAGGAGCGGAGUGGCUCGUUGCUGCUGCGGCCUGGAAUCGGAUCCGGUUCAUGACGGUCCAGUAAAAUCAUUUGCUACAUGUAUGAUUCGAUUCCACGUAAUAAAGGAAUUGAGCGAUAGAUCAAUCUUGAUGGUUCAUGUUCAUUCCACCUGCUAGAUUAUAGGCAUUUGAUCAGAUUAUUGAUUUGCUUCA
This is a messenger RNA of Oryza sativa Japonica Group (Japanese rice), 1957 nucleotides long. NCBI's taxonomy places the organism in Eukaryota, Viridiplantae, Streptophyta, Magnoliopsida, Poales, Poaceae. The record is from RefSeq and is a predicted model, not a curated record.